Messenger RNA from Diachasmimorpha longicaudata, 2107 nucleotides. It is a transcript of the gene Egm, whose product is annotated as Enigma. Lineage: Eukaryota; Metazoa; Arthropoda; Insecta; Hymenoptera; Braconidae. Gene Ontology annotation, molecular function: acyl-CoA dehydrogenase activity; flavin adenine dinucleotide binding. The record is from RefSeq and is a predicted model, not a curated record. The transcript is spliced from 2 exons. The coding region runs from base 96 to 1988 and encodes 630 amino acids.
AUAAAUAAUCAGUUGCUCGUGCCAUUGUGAAGGUAUGACUUCACCUCAGGCCGUUCGUGUCUAACUCCCAAAGCCCCGAAAACCCAGUGAAAAAAAUGUUAACCCGGAGUGUAGUCCUGCGAUCUCAUCUCCCGCAGUUGUCCCGUGUCCUGAUCCCCAGUCGACUGCACUCAACCGAGCUGAACCCAAAGGUAUCACCAAUCAACCAAGAAGUGAGGUUAUCCCCACACAGACCAAAACAGCCAACUCGUCUCCCCUUCGCCAAGAACUUCUUCGUUGGUCAGUUUGACAAUGAAUUCGCUGCAUUUCCAGUGCCACAGACGACACUUCGUCACGGGGAAUUCUUCGAAUGGCUGAAGCCAAUCGAGAACUACAUCAACACCCUGGACAUUGGGCAAAUAGACAGGGCCAAUGAAAUCCCGGAGGAGGUGUUGGAUAACCUCAGGGAGCUCGGGGUAUUCCGAGGGGCAAUUCCUGAGGAGUACCGGGGAUUGGGCCUCAACAUCUCGGAGAUGGCGAAGCUCGUGGAGACGGUAUCAGCGGUGCCUGUCCUGGGAACGUACCUCCUGAAGAAGCAGACAGCAGUUGCUCAUAUUGUGGAGUUUGCCUCCGAUGCUCAGAAAGCCCAAUACCUCCCGAGGAUAGCUAAUGGGGAGCUCUCACCCACCAUUUGCAUUAGCGAGAACGAAGAUGGCUCCUCUGACAUCGCCAUCUCCACCUACGCCAAAUUGUCAGAUUGCGAGCAGUACUUCAUUCUGAAUGGGACGAAGACGUACGUCUUCGAUGGGAAACGAUCGAAUCUCUUCGUCGUUGUCUGCGAGUGCCGUGAAACAAGCAGUUCUUGCCGACCGGAGGCGGUGACUUCCACCUUCCUCGUGGAAAAAUCUGCGAAAGGCAUAACGAUAUCCCCUCCAGUAGCCACCCUAGGGCUCCGCGGUCUAGACCUCUGUGACGUAUCCUUCAACAAUACAACGAUUCCCCGGGAGAACCUGAUCGGCGCGAUUGGCGACGCUGGUAAAUCAUUCGCGAAGAUCUACGGCGAGGGUAAGCAGUACCUCGGUAGUCAGGCCAUCGGUAUCACCCGAAAAUUCCUCCAGCUCCUAAUCCAACACUUCAAAGCCAACAAAGACUUCAACGCUCUCAAGUUUAAGAACCAAGUGCUCCAGGAUGUCAUCGGAAGAACCUGUGGUGCGAUCUACGGAAUGGAAAGCAUUGUCUACCUGACCUGCGGCAUGAUGGACAUGUUUGAGAAUCAGGAUUGCGACAUGGAGAAGUCCAUGGUGGAGACAUUCUGCGUCGAGGAGUGCCUCCAGAGUAUAAUCUCCGGUGUUCAGCUGAUUGGUCUCACCUCCCUACUGACGGAUCAGCUGUACCAGCAAUUUUUCCGGGAUGCUGUUGCCCUGUCAUCGGUGGAGGGAACUAUUCUCAACACCAAGGCUUUCGUGGCGCUGCUGGGGCUCCAGCAUACGGGUGAUAUCGCCCACGGAAAGGUCAAGAUCCACAGGACACCCUGGAAUCAUCCCACGUACGUCCUAAAGAAGGUCUUUGGUUACGAGCGCACGGCCAAGCUCUACAUAGCCGAUAAUCUUCAUCCAUCGCUGCAGCCGACUGCUGAGAUCCUCGAGUACGCCAUCGCCCGACUCAAGGAGUGCAUCGAAAAACUCUCGAUUCAGUAUGGCAGGGAGGUCUUCGAGAAAUCAGCGACGCAUAAACGAAUCGCCGAGUAUGCAUCUUGUCUCUACGUCAUCUCCGCGACACUCGCCAGGACCAACAGGUCCUACUGCCUCGGCAUGAGAGACGCUGAGAAGGAGGUCUACCUCACCCAGGUGUAUGGGUACAUACUUUAUGAGAGGAUCAAGAAACUCGCUGGUCAAUUAGAGGAUUCCGAGUGGCUCAAUGGAGAUUCCAUUAUUCAGGAUAUAUCGGAUGUUGCAUUUGAGAAGAAUGGGUACUUUAUGGAACAUCCCUUAGCGAGGAACUUCUCGUAGAUGGGAAGAUGUCGAGCUGUCGAGAUGAUGAUUACGAGUUGUAUAGAAUAGAUAAGCCUGUACAAAAUUAAGUUUUUAAGGAUUAAAUGUCGAUAAAAUAUUUAUGGGUUUAUUCGUAA